CGGGGCUCGGCCGGGACCGCGCAUGGCGGAGCGGCGGCGGAGGGGUCCGGGCAGCGGCUCGGGGAGAGGUUGCAGAAUCAGCAUGUCUCUCCAAUAGUUAAAAAGACAGAAGCAGUCUCCGCCAGCCAAGAAACCAGCAAAGAUAUUUCGCAAUGGAUGUAGACGAUGAAGAAAACAUGAGUUCGAGCAGCACCGACAUUAAAGAAAACUGCAAUGUGGACAACGUUCCCCCGAAGGACAGCGCCGGGCAGGGGCCCGGGGAGGGGACCCUGCUCUCCAACGGUGGUGGCAGCAGCAGCAGGAAGAGACCUCUGGAGGAAGGCAACAAUGGCCAUUCCAAAUUUCGCCCCAAGAAGAGGAAGAAAAUGCCUGGCCCUGUUCUGCCAAAGAAUGCCCUGAUGCAGCUUAAUGAGAUUAAACCUGGUUUACAAUACAAACUCCUCUCCCAGACAGGGCCGGUCCACGCCCCCAUGUUUGUGAUGGCAGUGGAGGUCAAUGGGCAGGUGUUUGAGGGGUCUGGCCCUACAAAAAAGAAAGCCAAGCUUCAUGCUGCUGAGAAGGCUCUGCGCUCCUUCGUCCAGUUCCCAAAUGCCUCAGAAGCCCACUUGGCCAUGGGCAGGACUCUGUCGGUCAACACGGACUUCACAUCUGACCAAGCGGAUUUCCCCGACACCCUUUUCAACGGGUUUGAGACACCAGUCCCUUCUGACGCUUCCUUUUAUCUGGGGUCCAAUGGGGACGGGUCCUUUGGCUCGGGCGGGGACUACGGAUUGCCAUCGUCUGCCAUAGCCAGCAGCCUUUCCCAGUCGCCUCUCCCCCCACCCUCACCCUACCCCACAGCCAGUGGGAAGAACCCCGUCAUGAUCCUCAACGAGCUGCGCCCGGGGCUGAAGUACGAGUUCCUCUCGGAGAGCGGAGAGAGCCACGCCAAAAACUUUGUCAUGGCUGUGGCGGUGGAUGGUCAGACUUUCGAAGGCUCGGGAAGGAAUAAAAAGCUGGCAAAAGCUCGGGCUGCUCAGUCAGCCCUGGCAUCCCUGUUUAACAUGCAGCUGGACCAGACUCCAUCUCGCCAGCCCAUUCCCAGCGAGGGGCUCCAGUUACACUUGCCACAGGUUUUAGCUGAUGCCGUUGCACGCUUGGUUGUAGAUAAAUUCAGUGAUUUGACAGAAAAUUUCACAUCUCCACAUGCACGUCGAAAAGUCCUUGCUGGAAUUGUCAUGACAACAGGUACAGAUGUGAAAGAUGCCCUGGUAAUAAGUGUUUCUACAGGAACAAAAUGCAUCAAUGGUGAAUACAUGAGUGAUCGUGGUCUUGCAUUAAAUGACUGCCAUGCAGAAAUUAUAGCUCGACGGUGUCUGCUGAAAUUUCUGUACACACAACUUGAGCUUUACCUAAGCAAUAAAGAAGAUCAGCAAAAAUCCAUUUUUAUCAGAUCGGAGCAAGGCGGGUUUAAGCUGAAGGAGAAUGUGCAGUUCCAUCUCUAUAUCAGCACAUCUCCUUGUGGUGAUGCUCGGAUUUUCUCACCCCAUGAAGCAGCUCAAGAGGACCAAGGGGACAGACAUCCAAACCGAAAAGCCAGAGGACAGCUACGGACAAAAAUCGAGUCUGGGGAAGGGACCAUCCCCGUGCGCUCCACUACCACUAUCCAGACAUGGGAUGGGGUAUUGCAAGGAGAGAGGCUGCUGACCAUGUCCUGCAGUGACAAGAUAGCCAGGUGGAACGUAUUGGGUAUUCAAGGAGCCUUACUUAGCCUCUUUGUGGAGCCAAUUUACUUCUCUAGCAUCAUCUUGGGGAGUUUAUAUCAUGGGGAUCAUCUAUCCAGAGCCGUAUACCAGAGGAUAGCAGAGAUAGAAGAUCUACCACCUCUUUAUACACUCAACAGACCUUUACUUAGUGGUAUCAGUAACGCAGAAGCCCGUCAGCCAGGGAAAGCCCCGAACUUCAGUGUGAACUGGACAGUAGGAGACUCUGGUCUGGAAAUCAUUAAUGCUACAACUGGCAAGGAUGAGAUGGGCCGUGCAUCGCGCCUCUGUAAGCAUGCAUUCUACAGCCGCUGGAUGCGCAUCCAUGCCAAGGUACAGCUUCCACAGCGCCAGCUUUCCUCCAGCUUGCGCUCAAAGAUCCUCAAGCCCAACCUGUACCACGACACCAAGCAAGGAGCCGCUGAGUAUCAAACUGCUAAAGAGAGUUUGUUUAAAGCAUUCCUGAAGGCAGGACUUGGAGCCUGGGUGGAGAAGCCCAUAGAACAGGAUCAGUUUUCUCUCACGGUCUAAUUCACAAACUGCACAUCACUUUGGAAAGGGAGUUGUUCUGGAAAUUCCUGGUGUCCAGCAUUGCUUUCUGGCAUCUCCACAGCCGUCAAAACAUCUUUCUGCUCUUUGGAGUUGGGUUUUUUUUAAACUUCACAGCAACUAUUUCUGUUUUGCCUAAGUAUUGAAACUCAAUGAUGAUCUGACACAUAAUUGUAUAUUUUGUUAUAGGAAAGUAAUUUCUGGUGUAUUUCUAGAAAUACUUUUACUGUAGAAAACUUGCAGUAAGGCUGUCCUUACUGUAUACAAUGACUCAUUUUUUCUGGGUUAAAAUAUUUCUUUUUUAAUUCAAUGUCAUCAAGUGCAUGAAGAAAUUAAUAGUUUCUCUAGGUUUUACACCACACUUUUAGGAAGUAGCUUAAUUUUUUAAAAAGAAAAUAGGCGACAAAGCUGAUUCUACUCCUCUGUUAACUUGUUUUUCAACUGCAGAUAUUUUUAGCACAUAGAUCACAGAGCCAGAAUGGAGUCUGGACAGCUAGUUUUUUCCCAAUUCCUUGCUCUUUAAAACCAGCUGCUGAAAAUUUCAUGUCUUUGAUGUAUGUAUUUAUUAGUCUGUGAGCCAGUUUUUAACAUGCAGCUUUUUAUUCUGUUUUUAAAAAUACAUUUACCUCCCAUUUACACACAUUGUGAAGUCUUCAUUUUUUUACCAUUGUAAACUGGAAACAGCAAAAUAAUUAUUUGUAAGUUAAGAAGUUUAGUCUAUAACAUGCAGAAGCCUGUUUAGAAGUAGGUGAUUCGUAUAUCCCAGGAACUCAUCUGAAUACAAUCUUCACUGUAACAGCAAUGUGACAGCUUUAAAAAAAAUCUACUCAUUUUAAGGGCACAGAGCCUGAGUUGCCAAAACCAAUCACUUGGUGGGUAUUAAUUGCUCUCCUCUGGAAGCUCUUGUAACAGAGAAACCAGUUGUUAAAACUUACUUCCUGUGAGUUAUACCUGCUUUCAGCCAAAUUGUUGUGUCUGAGAUUCCCUGGCCUUUGGGCUUUACAUGUGUGAUGGGCUUCAUGAAACUAAUUAGGUAAGUUGCUUUCAAAUGUGUGUCCAUUUGUUUUGACUGUUCCUUUAAAAAGUGUUUUUCCUGAAGGUGUGGACACCUCUGCUUUAUGUAAAAAUGUGAGAUGGAAGCAAGAUAUUGAGGUAUGUUUGAUUAACUGCUGUGUAGAAGGAGGACCUUAGCCCCAGCACCUCUUGGGUCAGCAAGUCCUUGGGGUGCUGGAGACUUUGUUGUAAACCCACUUCUGACCAGUCAUGAAUGCUAAGGCAUUUCUGCUUGAGUAGGAACCCAUUCUCAGCUUCAAAACCUGAUCAGACCUGAAAAUCAUUUGUGCAUUAGUUGAAGUCUCUGGGUUCACGUCUUGGGAGGAAGACACUGAGGUGCAAACAGUACAUUUGGGUGGUACUAUGGAUAAUAGCAAGCACUGCUCUGGGAAGGCAAGAGAGUCUGUGACCCAGGGGUCCCCUUCAGGAAAUUGAUGCUUCUGGAGGUUAGUGCCUUUUCCAAAUGCCAGGGGAAGAAGCUGCAAUAGAAGGGCUGGGUUAAUUCGCCUUUGUGGUGGCUUCUGUCACCCUGUCAGCUUCUCAUUAAAGCUGAGAGCACUCCCAUGGCCUCUUGCAGGCCCAACAAGGCUCUUGGAGUCAUCAUCCAACUGAGAGGUUGGUAGGUAGACUGACCUCUUCCAAAACAGAAAGGAAUUCAGUUGUAUGUGGUCAGAUUUUGCAAGCACUGGGACACCAGCCUUUGGGAUUGACCUUGUCUUGGUCACAGUGCAGAAGUUCUGUUUAAGGCUGUAGCUGAGUGUGUGGACAUGUUUCUGCAGGGUUGAGGAAAAGGUGGUCACACCGUGUGUGUUUCCUUGGAGUCAUUACUGCUCUUAGGUGAAACACGCUUUUUUAAGGGACUCAUUCAAAAGUUGGUGUCUUUCUGAAUUUUGUUUGAGGACUAGGAAAGUAGUAGCUAAAACUAUUAUUUUUUAUGAAGUCAAAAAUAUGAGCAAAAUAUUUAAAUAUUAUAUAGACAGUUUUUUAGCUGUUGAAAUGAACUAGUAACAUUAAAAUGUAAAGGAAAUAUGUUCCAUGCCAAAAUCUUUUGACGAAGGAGCGGUGUCAGGUUAUUUAUGAGGAAUGAGUUCUCUUGUUGGUAAUUCUGGGAUUUUAAAAAGUUUUCCAGGGCUAUGUGCAAUCCAUAUCUGUCUUCUGGGAGUCAAUAAAAUACUGCUUGGCUUCCUUCAAUCCCUUGUUCCUUUUUGUGCAGCUCACACAUAGAAGGAAGUAGGGAGAGUUCCCUGGAAAUCACUGUCACUGAGCAAGGAGGGAUAGCAAUGUAUAUAAUCUAAAGUGACUGCAAAAGAUAAGACAACUCAGCCUCUGGCAGCUGCCAAGUUUUGUAGGGGACCAGCUUUUGGAGGCUGAGGGCUCUGGAAAGCCUGGGCUGGGUGGGUGGGAGCUGGCCUGCACAGGGAAAUUGUACUGACAUUCUGGGAGCUGCUUCCUUUCUUUUACUUAUUUUUUUUCCCUUAUAUUUGAUUGAAUAUUUAUAUAAUUAUUUUGAUUGAAUAUUUAUGUAAUUAUAAUUGUUUGUCUCAGGAUCUUCAAAGGACUUAGAGUAACAACUUUAAUGUUGAUGAAUACUUGAAAUUGAAUUUAAGGUGUUUUUUCUCCAGAUGGCAGACUACUUGUAGUAAAGUUUUGUAGGUUAGGUAAAUAGAUAAUUUUAAAUAUAGAUUUUUUUUUUUUUUUUAAAUAUGUAUGUGUUCUACAGGAUCGUUUUAAGAAAAUCUGGGCCUAAAAGUUAACACUUGAAAUCUUGCUUAUGGCUGUACUCAGGACCCGGUAAUAACUGUAGAUUAUUCUUAUGGAGUGUGAGCGUGUCAUGUGGGAGCUUGUUGGCAGUGGGGGUGUCCAGCUGGCUCUUCCCCUGGAACAGCUGGUGAUGGCAACAGUGACUCUGCUGUCUUAGGGAUUUACAACAGUGGGGUUUCUGUACAGCUGGCAAUUCUCACUUUCUCCUUGGCUUGAAGAAAUUGUUUCGUGGCUGGUUAUUGCACAGGCAGCUCUGGAGUGGAAGGUUUUUGUGUGCUAUUCCUCUAAAUCUAAAAAACUAGCUGCUGAAAGGCUCAGGAUUACGGAACUUGUGUUGCAUUUCAUCAGUCCAGUUCUGAAGACAGGCUGGGAGAGCUGGGGCUGUUCACCAAAAGAAGAGAAGGCUCUGGGGAGACCUUAGAGCCCCUUCCAGUGCCUAGAGGGGCUCCAAGAGAGCUGGAGAGUGCCUGGUGUGACAGGACAAGAGACGUGGCUACAAACUGACAGAGGUUAGAUUUUGAUUGGAUAUUGGGAAGAAAUUGUUCCCUGUGAGGGUGGUGAGGCCCUGGCACAGGGUGCCCAGAGCAGCUGUGGCUGCCCCUGGAUCCCUGGAAGUAUCCAAGGCCAGGUUGGACAGGGCUUGGAGCAACCUUGCACAGUGGAAGGUGUCCCUGCCCGUGGCAGGGGGUGGAGCUGGAUGAGCUUUAAGAUCCUUCCAACCCAAACUGUUCCAUGAUUUUGUGAUGUCCAAGAGUGCAUCUAGCCAAGGGAAACCCCCAAACUCACUGUGCUCUCUGUGCAAAUGUGCACAAGUUAAAGCUGUUGGUUCAGAGUGUUUGGGAGUGUGAGGCAGAGCCAGUGUCAUGGAGUGGUUUUGCCUUUGGAAACCAAGCUGUGGUUUUAAAAAAAUAACCAGCCAGGAAUUGAAAAUCUGUUCUAAGAAUUGCUUAGUCAUGGUCACCUCAUAGUUAAAGUUUUGGGUUUUUUAAAUACCGGUGGCUUUCAGAAUAGUUUUAUUUCCAUUCCUUAAAUUAAUGUUUGGAAGGCUCAUGCUUGCAAAGAAACUGCACUUUGAAUUCUUUGCAAUUUCAUCAUCAUUAACUGUCCACUGUGAAAAUUAUCCCAAAGUUUACUGAAAAGGAAGGAGAGUUGCAAUUCAGGUAUAGAGUCAGAACAAAAAUGUGUCAUGUUAUUUAAAACCUAAAACCCCACAGAAAUAAAAUGUAUAAAAUGUAACUAUUCUGUCUCAGAAUCACUGUUGUGGUUUUUGUUGGGUUUCUUUAUUCAUUUAUUUAUUUAUUUUCUAAUACCAAGUGUUUUCAGUUGAGCUUAAAUGUUUCCACCUUCACUUUGUGUGCUCCUCUUGGGAGAGGCGUAAUGUUUAUCCUGGCUCUAGAGCUAGCAGAGAUGCAAGGGUUUUGGUAAAGACACAAGGCGGGAUUUUAGAAGGAAUGCUGGAAUUCCUGCCACAGGGCUGGAAGGGGGAGGUUUCCUGGGUUUGGUCCCUGUCCUGCUGGUGGCUCAAUGAGAUGGAUGUGCUACAGCUCUUGCUGAGUCUGCAUCUGAUAGAAGCAGGAGGAGAAGAGAGAAAUGGAAAUCACUGCUUUCUCUGGUUUCUAAUGUAGAAAUGGGAUGGGGAUUCUGCUGGAGAGGCCCUUGGGCUGCAGGCACAGGGAGCAUGGACCAAAGGAAUUGCCUACCUGGCAGCAGGUCCUCCCAGCCACUGCUUUUCCCAGAAAUGUCACAGCUCAGCUCAGAUGUACCAGCUGUGUGUGUACAUCUGAGGCUUUUUAGGUUCAUUGGGCUUGCUGCUCUUCCUUUAUGCAAACAACUGGUCCUGGAGUAUUUGCAGCAAUUUUGGGUUGAUUCCCCACGGCAGGAAGUUGUGUGGGUCGCUGGGCAGGCAGGCUUGGUGUUUGGAGCUGCAGGAUUGAGGGGGAGGGUGUCCCUAGGCAGGUGUUUGUCCCUGGGGGGAUGCACUCUGGCAGUUCUCCCUCAGUGCAUCCACUGGCAUCGUGUGCUUGAGCCCAUAUGGUGCUUCCAAUAAAACUGCUUUUUCCAUAGUUUCUGUCUAGCUGGGAAUGAUGCAAACCAGUCAUCAGGGGUGCUGCAGGAACUGAGCUAGGGCUGGAAUCCUGGACCUGGCAGGGCUGUGGGGAGCAGGGAGGGCAUGAGUUCCUUCUUGGAUCAUGUCAAUGUACUGUGUUUUUCAGAACCUUUCAGCCAAAGGCCUGUCCCAUUACACAUUAAUAAAUGGGAAGUUAAUUGCACCAACAGCACUUGUGUUUGCAGGCAUGAGUUCUGUGGGUAGUUGUGUUGUUUUCUUCCGUCAUUCCAGGAAAGAGGAAUUGAGAGCCAUGUUUGCAGCCAGCCUUGGCAGAUGGAACAGUUUAAGUAAUACCUGUUCUCCGGAGGGAAAGAUCCACAGUCAGUGUCACUGCAGUGUUUUUAUGUUUUUAAUAUCUUCAUCACUAUCAUACCAAUAUAAUUUUUGUUGCAGUUUGGCUGAGACAUCCUCAACAAGUUUAAGGUCCAAUGUGUGUGUGUGUGAAUAUGUAUUUAUACAUAUGUAUGCACAAUAUUGCUGUAUAUUAUUUGCAUUAAGCAGGUACUCUUCCCCAGUCUCCCUGUGUGACAGUGCAAAUACAUCGGCUUUACCUACCUGGUGUAAGGUUAUUAAAGAACACUCUCAGAUACUGUCCUUGACACUUUCUCCAUUCAUAACCCCAAACUGAAGAGGAGACCUCGUUAUACCUCUGGUUUGUCACUUUCCUUCCAGCACUCGUGUCCCUCUCCUGGUGUCACCACUGAAGCACAACCCCUUGGUCGAUUAUUCUAAGCAAUGGCUGUUUUGCAUACUACCUUGCUUUGUUUUAAGUAAUGUUUGUACAGAGAUUUCAAAAUAUAAAGAGCUAUAUCAUU
Molecule: messenger RNA, 8027 nt
Organism: Corvus hawaiiensis (hawaiian crow)
Lineage: Eukaryota; Metazoa; Chordata; Aves; Passeriformes; Corvidae
Gene: ADARB1
Product: adenosine deaminase RNA specific B1
Exons: 11
Coding region: 153-2273 (706 amino acids)
Biological process (GO): RNA processing; adenosine to inosine editing
Cellular component (GO): nucleolus; cytoplasm
Molecular function (GO): double-stranded RNA adenosine deaminase activity; double-stranded RNA binding; tRNA-specific adenosine deaminase activity
Source: RefSeq, a predicted model, not a curated record